Messenger RNA from Brienomyrus brachyistius, 1208 nucleotides. RefSeq names its product C-C chemokine receptor type 4-like. Gene Ontology annotation, biological process: immune response; G protein-coupled receptor signaling pathway; chemotaxis. Gene Ontology annotation, cellular component: membrane. Lineage: Eukaryota; Metazoa; Chordata; Actinopteri; Osteoglossiformes; Mormyridae. The record is from RefSeq and is a predicted model, not a curated record. Gene Ontology annotation, molecular function: chemokine receptor activity.
UAUAAACACACGGUCAUGUUCAAUAUAGCAUGACUCUGCCUCCUUGCAGGCACUAGCUAGCUUCUCACGAACUGUUAUCUGUAGCCCUGUACAGCAUACACUGAUGAAAUUUAGACCAUGGAUGUCAACAACUUUACCACCGAGAGUGUGAGAAGUGACUUCAGUUCUACUCAGUACAGUUCCAUCAUUGAGUACCUUGAUGACUUUGAGGAUUUUGGACCAUGCAAGUAUGAGAGACAUGGAGCUCUGUUCCUGCCUGUCUUUUAUUCCCUGCUCUUCGUAUUAGGGGUGACCAGCAAUGGCCUCGUCAUGUGGGUCAUGCUGAUGUGUGUGAAACUGCAGAGCGUCACUGACAUCUGCCUCCUGAACCUGGCUGUGGCGGAUCUUCUGCUGCUCAUCACCCUUCCCUUCCUGGCCCAUUACUCAAGAGCGGACUGGGUCUUUGGGUCUCACAUGUGCAAAGUCGUCAUGGGCAGCUACUACAUCGGCUUCAACAGCAGCACCUUUUUCGUCGUGAUCAUGAGCAUCGACCGGUACCUGGCUGUAGUUCAUGCCAUAAAUUUCCUCAAAACCAAAACACGCAAAUAUCGAGUCAUCAUGAUCGUCAUAACCUGGAUUGUCGCACUUUUGGCUUCGUUUCCUGAAAUAACACUCAUUGAUGUUUAUCCACGACAUAGCACAAGUUUGUGUGAAGUAGGUUAUAAGAGUGAACCAUUCUGGAGAGCAUUUGGCCUGUUUAAGAUGAAUGUUACCAGCCUUCUGAUUCCAUUUUUCAUCAUGGUCUUUUGCUACUCGAUGAUCCUCAGGAGAAUACUCCUCUGCAAGUCAACAAACAGGAAGACCGUCCGCCUCGUGCUGCUGGUGGUUGUGGUGUUUUUCUGCUGCUGGACCCCGUACAAUGUUGCAUCAUUCUUUGAGGUAUUAGAAGUGCUCGGAAUCUACGCGUCAUGUAAAUCCAGCAAAGCUAUUCUGUUGGCCUUGCAGGUGACGGAGGCUGUAGCCUACUCCCACACCUGCUUAAACCCCAUCAUUUACGUUUUGUGGGGGAGAAGUUCAGGAGACACCUGUUAAAAUUCCUGAACAGGAUGCCCUGCACAAAGAAUAAGUUUACGAUUUCUACUUCCUCAUCACAGCUGUCCCAGACAAGCAAAACUGAACGAUCCAAUACAACUAUGAAUUAUUACAACCGUGUCUCUUCAGUUUAAAUA